AUGUCGAACUCUUCUUUCAGAAUGUUCUCGACCGCCGCUAAGGCAUCUAUGAGACCAGCUUCUAUGCCAGUCAAGGUUCGUUCCCCCUACAACAUGUCAGCCAUGUUGCAAGAGAUCACCGACAUUGAAGCUAGGUACAAGGGACCCGCUAAUGCGGCCAACAUGACACUCGACGAAAUGUGGGAUGACUACUACGUGAUAUACAGAAGAGCAGGCCCAGUGCUGAUGUGGGAGGAGCCAUGGAUGCCAGUGGAAGCAGAGUGUCUCCCUUACGAGACUGUCAACCCAGAGGCUCCUGAGCCAGAGGCUUCCGAGCCCGAAGGUCCCAAGCCACGUGAGUAUUACCUUCAAAUGGUACUUUACGAAGGACCAGAAACUGACGAGGAAAAGCCAGAGGAGCCUGAAGACAAGCCCGCCAAUGCGUCUGAAGCCACUCCCGAGCCAGCUACUCGUCCUCGCCAGGGCAUUUUCGACUCCAUCUGGGCAGAAACACCCACAUCCCGCUUCUCUCACUCACAACAACCACAAACACAAAAGUCGACUACCUCAUCGUCUUCUCCACCAAAACAGUCAUCAUCUCCCUUCUCAGGUCCACCAAAACAGAAGUCGACAACCUCGUCGCAAUCUCCACCAAAACAGGCAUCAAGAUCCGACAGCUGUGAACCUCAUAAACACCACUGCUCGUCGCCGCCAUCAAACAAAUCAUCCACUCACGACAAUGGUGAAAACCAUAAGAACCACCGCCGUCGCAACCAAAAGUCUGCCAAGCAGCAACCUCAUCCACAAACACAUUCGAGUACGCCUCGCCACAACCACAAGUCUGCCCAGCAGCAACAGCAUCCACAAACACAUGCGAGUAUGCCUCGUCAACCCACCACCACCUUUAACACUCCUCCUUCUCACGCACAUCCACAAACACAAGCGAGUACGCCUCGUCACAACCACAAGUCUGCCCAGCAGCAAUCCCAUCCACAAACACAUGCGAGUACGCCUCGCCACACCUUCAACACUCCCCAUCUCACGCACAUCCAGUCUCACAACCACUGA
Messenger RNA from Aureobasidium musti, 1047 nucleotides. The record is from the annotation of a GenBank genome assembly. NCBI's taxonomy places the organism in Eukaryota, Fungi, Ascomycota, Dothideomycetes, Dothideales, Saccotheciaceae.